GAGCUGUUGAUAAUCAGUGAUCUGACUGUAAAUCUCUCUGUCUGUCUGUCUCUCUCUCUCUUUCUCUUUUGGUCUUUCUCUCUCAGCUCUUUUUCCUCCCAUAUGAAGCUCUGUUGAAGAUCAAUCUUUUAGGAUUAUAAAAAACUCUGCAUUUGUUGGUCCCAGUUUAGAAGUUCUGUGGAAGAUCCUGCUGUUUCUAGUGAAGUUCGGAACACUCAGACGUAUCCUGCAGAGAUGGAAGGACUGAAUGACUUUCAUGAUGAUGGCUCCUUCAUGUUCACAUCAGAGUCAGUGGGAGAGGGGCAUCCGGACAAGAUUUGUGACCAGAUAAGUGAUGCUGUUCUUGAUGCACAUUUGCGUCAGGACCCUGAUGCCAAGGUGGCCUGUGAGACUGUGUGUAAGACUGGUAUGGUGCUUCUGUGUGGUGAGAUCACAUCUCGGGCAAACGUGGACUACCAGAAAGUUGUUCGAGACACAAUCAAACAUAUUGGUUAUGAUAACUCUGAUAAAGGUUUUGACUAUAAGACCUGCAAUGUCUUGGUUGCUCUGGAGCAGCAGUCACCCGAUAUUGCACAGGGAGUCCACAUUGACAGGCACGAGGAGGACAUUGGAGCUGGAGACCAGGGUCUGAUGUUUGGUUACGCCACUGAUGAGACAGAGGAGUGUAUGCCUCUAACCAUUGUCCUUGCUCACAAACUUAAUUCCAAGAUGGCUGAACUCCGUCGUGAUGGCACCAUCCCAUGGCUUCGUCCAGACUCAAAAACACAGGUCACUGUACACUACAAGCAAGAGAAUGGUGCUGUGAUUCCACUGCGUGUGCAUACUGUGGUCAUCUCAGUCCAGCAUGAUGAUCUCAUCUCACUGGAGGAACAACAGAGGAUCCUGAAGGAGAAGGUCAUCAAGGCUGUGGUGCCAGCCAAGUAUCUUGAUGACAAGACCGUUUACCACUUGCAGCCUAGUGGUCGCUUUGUCAUCGGAGGACCUCAGGGAGAUGCUGGAGUAACUGGAAGGAAGAUUAUUGUGGAUACGUAUGGUGGAUGGGGUGCUCAUGGUGGAGGGGCAUUCUCUGGAAAGGACUACACUAAGGUGGAUCGCUCUGCAGCCUACGCUGCUCGCUGGGUUGCCAAGUCUUUGGUGAUGGCCAAGCUGUGCAAGAGAGUGCUGGUGCAGGUAUCUUAUGCUAUUGGAGUGGCCCACCCCCUGUCUAUUUCACUCUUCACGUACGGAUCUUCUGAGAAGACAGAAAAAGAACUACUUCAGAUCGUCAACAAGAACUUCGACCUCCGGCCUGGUGUCAUUGUUAGGGAUCUGAAGCUGAAGAGGCCGAUUUACCAGGACACAGCCUGCUACGGCCAUUUCGGUCGCUCUGAAUUUCCCUGGGAGGUGCCCAAGACCCUGAAGUUUUAAAGCUGUACAAGCCUGUAGAAAUACUUCCACGAGAAAACAUCAUCUCGCCUGCUUCUGUCCUGCUCUUCCUGUUUCUUCAUCUGCACAUUUGAACGCUAUUACAUUUGUCUGUAGUAAGGGUGAAACGCAUCACUCAUAAUUGAAGCUCGGUAUGUAGGAAUCUGUAUGUGAAUGUGUUAACACGCAUUACUAUCUAGUUUAGUGAACAGACCUUCAGCCUUUGGGCUUCUUCCUGAUGCAUCUCAAGAUACUGACACUGAGAAAAUUGGUCUUAAAGGGAACCCUGGCUGGUAUCACUUUGUAAGUAUGUAAGUAAGCAUUUUUUGUUUAUAUAUCACUUUUAGAGCAUCCCACAAAGUGCUUUACAGACAGAAUAAAAUUAAAUAAAAUAACCAUCAAGUUUUAGACAUGACUAAAAACAAAACUGAGACUGAGAGUCUGAUGUCAGUAGGUAGGGAGAUCAUUCCACAGUUUGGGUCGUAAGCUGCAAAAGCUUUAGUCACCCUCUUACUUUAGUUUAGUUUGUGGAACAAUCAGUAAUCAUUGGUUGAAGGACCAUAGAGAUCUAAGCGGGCGUACAUUCAUCAUCAGGUUGACUCGUCUGUUCUGUGUUGUCUGUGAUUUUAGAAAUGUACAUUUAUGACAUUUGACUUACAAGAUUACUUCUGUUACAGAGGUGGGUUACAGGUGGGUCAAAUCAUCAAGUAUUAGACGUGACUAAAAUCAGGAGACUAAAAAUUUCUAAUGCAACCAUUUGAUGUUACAACCCAGUGCACACUUUAACAGCAACAGCAACUGCAACCUAUGCCUAACAGAUUUUAUAUUAAAAAAAAAACUCAAGUCUUAAAAAUAAACUAAAACAACUUUAUACAGAUUCAACAUUAUUUCAUCUGUGAAGUGAUAGCAGCCGGGGUUCCCAUUAAGCAUUCUUUGACAUUUUUUCACACAGAGCUUAUCAUGAGAUGAUUUCUGCUAUAAACAGAUAACUCUAAUUCAGAGUCUGAUCAACAAUUACCACUAAGUCAUACCAAUUGUCAUAAUGAGACAAAUUCCAACAAAUAACCAUGUAUCAAACAUUUUUCUCUUUUGGUUAUUUUCUUUACUUCUUUUAAGUUAUUUUAUUGUAAGUGCCUUUAUGAAUAAAGACAUUUACAUCUAAAUAAAGCAUAUUUAAGGUUUUUUAUGUAAAAAAGUUAUUUACAUGGCAUAUUUUACUAAAAAGGGAGAAAUGUUUGAUUAAUGGUUUUGUAUUGGAAGGGAAUAUCCUUGGUCUUAACACUUUUUUAACUCUCGGUGGUGCAGCUAGUUCCCGCGUAUGUAUUUAUGCUGUACCUCACUUUUUUAAUUGCUGAAAUUUCAGAGAUGUUACAUAUUAGACAAAUCACAAAAUUGGUGUUUAACCUUCCAGCCAAAGUUUAACACAGUAUUUAACACUGUGACAGAAUUACUUUAUUUAUCAGCAGCACCCAAAAGAACAGCUUUUCCUGGACUUGAUAACGUUUGGUUUUGUGCUUGUUUAAUAGUCUGACUUUUCUUUUAAUUAUUUUUCUCUCUUUUUUUGUAAAUUAAGUUUGUAAUAUAUGGAUCUAUGGAUUAUGAAAUACAAUGCUGUGAAGAGUGAGUGUGGAUUGGUGGACCACUGUAAGCUUUGCAUUCGAGAAGCUAUUUUUGAUGCUAAAACUUUGCAGGAGGCAAACACCAUAAGAAACUAAAUGUGUGCCUUAUUUCUUAAAACGUUACAACGCUUUUUAUACCCUCUGUAUGACAUAAAUGUUAUGAUGGAAAUGGUGUAAAGGAAAUAGCGCUACACUGAUUGCAUGAGUGAAUGAUGCCUUCCUGUUUACAUGUAUAGAUCCACUGUGGUGUUUUCACCAGAGGCCAGUGUGUGUAUGUGUGUGUGUGUAUUAUCAACUAAACCCCAGAACCAUGCUGUAAGACUGAGGGGUGUUUCAGCCACAGUAGGAUUGUUCUUGUUGUCUCCUUUCUGUAUGUCUAUGCAUUCUCUAAAAGGUGCUACUUUAGCAAAAACUGUAGUCAUCAUUGUUCUCGUCACACAAUAAUUAGUGUCUUAAAAAUUGUGAUGUGAUCAUGUAAAUAAUUGUGAAUAAUUAAACUAUUGAACAAUU
This is a messenger RNA of Astyanax mexicanus (Mexican tetra), 3533 nucleotides long. It is a transcript of the gene mat1a, whose product is annotated as methionine adenosyltransferase I, alpha. Bases 235 to 1407 code for a protein of 390 amino acids. Gene Ontology annotation, molecular function: ATP binding; methionine adenosyltransferase activity. NCBI's taxonomy places the organism in Eukaryota, Metazoa, Chordata, Actinopteri, Characiformes, Acestrorhamphidae. The transcript has 9 exons. Gene Ontology annotation, biological process: S-adenosylmethionine biosynthetic process. Gene Ontology annotation, cellular component: cytosol. The record is from RefSeq and is a predicted model, not a curated record.